Aspergillus mulundensis is the source of this 3534-nucleotide messenger RNA. RefSeq lists its product as uncharacterized. The record is from RefSeq and is a predicted model, not a curated record. The transcript has 6 exons. Lineage: Eukaryota; Fungi; Ascomycota; Eurotiomycetes; Eurotiales; Aspergillaceae. The coding region runs from base 1 to 3534 and encodes 1177 amino acids.
AUGGCCGCAACUAACAGUCUCAUCCAAAGCGCGUUCCAAGCCGCCAUGGACGAGUUCAAAACAAAUCUUGACAACGAUAAGCUCUACGCCGAGAUCCUCGCGGUUAAAUCAAUUGACGAAGUCUACGAUCUCACUGAUAAGCUGCAGGCAGAGCAAGGCAAGAAGGGACAACUUAGACAUCUUGCCAAGAUCGAACCGUUCCUGAACCGUCUCCGAGAGUACGCCGGUGUUAUUGAAGUCUUUUUGCAAGUACAGCCGGAUAUAAUGGCAUUGAUCUGGGGUCCGAUCAAGCUGCUCUUGCAGUGGAGCAGCGUUCUCACGCAGUCGUUUGAUGCGAUUGUUAGUGCUGCUGGAGAUAUCGGGCUGCUGUUGCCGGAGUUCCAGGAAGUUACGGUUCUAUUCUCGCAGAAUACCCGACUCUAUGACGUGCUGGUUCUGUUCUUUAAGGACAUCCUUGACUUUUACCAAGUUGGCUUGAAGUUCUUCUCCAUGGCCCGAUGGAAGUACUUCUUCGAAGCGCUCUGGCCGCGAAAGCGAGAUUACAUCAAUAUGGUGAAAACGCACAUCGAAAGACACACCCUACUGAUGCGGAACGAAGUACGUCUCGAGCAUAUCCGGGAGGAACAUGAGGCGCGGUUGAAGGCUCUGGAACACUUCAAAGCCACUGAGCGGUCUCAUCAAUUACAACAAUAUCACGCCAUAAAAACAGACUUUAACCCCAGGACAUACGGCGAUAAGCUUAAUUGGUACCGCGGUCGCGUUUGUAAGGGCACCGGGACUUGGUUGCUACGAGAAGACGCAUUCAAGAAGUGGACAGAUGUAGCGAACACUGGGCCACGCGUUCUCUGGAUACAGGGAAUACCUGGUGCUGGUUUGUACCUACCUAUAUCUGUUUUGGUUGUCGCUGACGGUGCUUCAGGAAAAACAUUCCUUGCAGGGACAGCGAUAGAUCAAGCUCAAGCUAUCGGCCUUACGGCUUUCGCUUUCUUAACGCACAAUUUGAUUAGCAGCACUUCGGCUCUCACUGUUUUACACUCCCUCAUGUUUCAACUCGCUGGGCAAAAUGAAGGGCUACAAGGCGUCAUCUGCCAUUCUGUCCAUGAGCACACCAAGAGCGACAUCAAGCUGACAACCGCCUUGCUCAAGUCACUUCUGAAUUGCGUUGGUCCUGUUUUUUUUAUUAUCGACGGUGUGGAUGAAAUAGACAUGGUCGAGCGUCGAAUCCUCCUGCAGCACCUUCUUGACUUGAGUCGGGACUGCACGGCGAUGAGGUUACUUAUCAGCAGCAGGCGGGAGGAUGACAUUGUGGCAAUGCUUGAAAGCAAUUCAGAAAGCGUUCGGGUCAAUGAACGCAACAAGGAAAGUAUUCAGGCAUAUGUGGAUGAUCAGGUGAAACAUUUGUUUGCAAGCAACGGAUUUCCCUCUGGAUUACGCGACAAAUUCACCCAGUCAAUGUCAGGACUGGCAACCCAAGCCAAGGGAAUGUUCCUAUAUGUGAGGAUCGUCCUCGACGGGAUUGAUAUGCUCAGUGAUGUCUCAGAGAUCCAUGACUAUAUGACCGUGCUGCCGCAAAGUCUGGACGAGGCGUACAAACGAGUCAUAACGAGAAUCAAGAAACUACGACAACCCCUGCGCGAUAAAGCCUGGAAGAUACUUGGAUGGGUAGGCUGCUCGCCGACACCCCUGACAUCCCAGGAACUUGCCCACGCCCUGGCAAUUCAACCCGAAAGCCUUGAACCCGCCCGGGCUACAUAUGUGGCCCCAAACCUCGGCAUGCUAUGCGGACCCAUUGUUGAGAUUGUUGAUGGAUAUGUGCAAUUUGUACAUUUCACUGUCAAGGAGUAUCUUUUCACUCCAGAUGAAGACAUUCCCGCCCAUAUUAGUCUAGCUGAUGCGACACUUGAUUUAGCCAACCGAUGCAUCACUUUACUUUGCCAACGCCACUACGAUCCUGGCGUGGUGGAUGAUGACGCCCAGUUUGCAAGCAUGAUGUUGAAUGGGUGUUACAAUUUGCAUUAUUUUGCCACCAAUCACUGGCUUGCACUCAUCGAAAACUACAUAGGUCUGGUUGGAAAUGUAAAUGUAUCGGAUCAGCUCCUGCACCACGUCAGACUUCUGAUGUGUGAGCGAGGCAAUCCCGGAUAUGCAGCGGAAAGGGAGGCGUUUGCUGAGCCGGCAUAUUUGCGGCUAUUCCAACAAAAUCAUCCCGAUAUCUACAAAUACCUCCUCAACUCAUCGCAAUUCCGGGAGAGGUGUUCCAAGAUUGGGUACCAUGUGGUCAAAGAUGACUCGUGGCGCGAUCUGGACCCGCUCGACGUUGUAAAUACGUCAACCAGGCUGCACAGAAAACUAACCAAUCUUAUCUGUCCUCGGAACUCACACAAAGCCAAUUGUUGCUGCAAUGCUGUCUACCAGUGCUUUGGCACCCGGCCUCUUAAGUGCGGCUUUUUGCUCUGCCCUUUCCAGCGUCAUGGUUUCGAGUCGAUUGCUGAACUAGCCCAACAUGAAAUGAGCCACAGUCGAGCAUGGAAAUGUGAGGUUUCCGGCUGCGAGUACGAAAAGACGGGCUUUCUCUCCGAAAACAUGAGAGGACAACACUUGCGAAAGGCCCACAGAGAUACCGCUCCCAACGCGAAUAUCGAGCAAGAGAACCUGACUGAGCCCGAAAUAGGACCAAUACUGAUCGACCUGAUCAAGAAAGACCAAGUUGCAACCGCUGAAGCUGUGCUCCAAGGUGUCAAACUCGACAAUAUGAGGCGGGAGGAUAACUAUCGGCUACGCUGGGCGUUAGGCAAAUUCGGUUCAAUAGCUAUGUUGGAGCUCUUUAACAUACCUCAGCCAGAGUUCGUGACUGAUAACCCUACAUUCCUUGAAGCCUGUGAGAGACGUGAUCCCGCCAUUAUUGAAUGGCUUCUCAAUCAUGGCUGUGGGCUGAUGCGUUGCAAUACACUUGCCAUGGCUGCCUUGAUUAGGAGCACCUCUCCUGAAAUUUAUACGUUGACCAGGCAAUCCAUCAAGAGCGAGUUGAGCCAGGGGAUCCACAAGACUAACUCUGGGAUCUACAUUAAGUCACUUUUAUGGGAUUGCUUUCACACUGAUCUAAUAGCGGCCUCUUCUAGGAUCACGGAAAGGGAAGAAUAUUUGAUUUCGCUCUGGGACACCUUCAGAUUGGACAUGAACUUUAAAUCAAGGCAAUACUCGCUUGCCCUAUCAAAUGUCGCAAGAACGACAUGCUCUAUUCCUCUGGGACAGGCCCUCCUCAAAUACGGGGCCCGUUUGGAGAAGGAGAACGAAGCUAUGGUCUCGCCACUGUGCUUUGCCACGCGAAAGUCUUCGGCCGAGAACGCCGAAUUCGUUAGGUUCCUCCUUUUCGCUGGUGCAAAUCCAGAUGCAACGGAUAGAGUCGACAGGAAGAGGAAGAGAAAGGAUACGAAGGCGUCAGAUGGAAUAUGCGCUCGCGAGAUGUCCCGUUGGCUUGGAGUUUCCUGGACUCAGUUGGUGGCGCAGGCAGCGGAAUACAGGAAGGGGUUGUGA